Arvicola amphibius (Eurasian water vole) is the source of this 2913-nucleotide messenger RNA. RefSeq names its product potassium inwardly rectifying channel subfamily J member 16 (gene Kcnj16). The record is from RefSeq and is a predicted model, not a curated record. Gene Ontology annotation, molecular function: inward rectifier potassium channel activity. NCBI's taxonomy places the organism in Eukaryota, Metazoa, Chordata, Mammalia, Rodentia, Cricetidae. Gene Ontology annotation, biological process: potassium ion import across plasma membrane; regulation of monoatomic ion transmembrane transport. Gene Ontology annotation, cellular component: plasma membrane. The coding region runs from base 61 to 1320 and encodes 419 amino acids. The transcript has a single exon.
CCACCUGGAACUUUGAACUGAUACAAAACUCUCCUGGAUGCGCUAAAGGACUAAGAAAGAAUGAGCUAUUACGGAAGUAGUUACCGGAUUGUAAAUGUGGAUUCCAAAUAUCCAGGCUAUCCCUCAGAGCAUGCUAUAGCUGAGAAGAGAAGGGCAAGAAGGCGCCUGCUCCACAAAGAUGGCAGUUGCAACGUGUACUUCAAACACAUUUUUGGAGAAUGGGGGAGCUACAUGGUUGACAUUUUCACCACUCUUGUGGAUACCAAGUGGCGUCACAUGUUCGUGAUAUUUUCUCUGUCUUAUAUUCUCUCCUGGUUGAUAUUUGGCUCCAUAUUUUGGCUCAUAGCCUUUCAUCAUGGAGACCUGUUAAAUGAUCCAGACAUCACGCCUUGUGUUGACAACGUGCACUCGUUCACGGCAGCAUUUCUAUUCUCCCUUGAGACCCAGACCACCAUUGGGUACGGUUACCGGUGUGUCACAGAAGAAUGCUCUGUGGCCGUGCUGACGGUCAUCCUUCAGUCCAUCUUAAGUUGCAUCAUAAACACCUUCAUCAUUGGAGCAGCCUUGGCGAAGAUGGCCACCGCCCGGAAGCGAGCCCAGACCAUCCGUUUCAGCUAUUUCGCACUCAUUGGUAUGAGAGACGGGAAGCUUUGCCUCAUGUGGCGCAUAGGUGAUUUCCGACCAAACCAUGUGGUAGAAGGUACAGUGAGAGCCCAGCUUCUCCGAUACUCAGAAGACAGUGAAGGGCGGAUGACCAUGACCUUUAAAGAUCUCAAACUCGUCAAUGACCAGAUCAUCCUGGUAACCCCAGUUACCAUCGUCCAUGAAAUUGACCACGAGAGUCCUCUGUAUGCCCUUGAUCGCAAGGCAGUGGCCAAAGAUAAUUUCGAGAUUUUAGUGACAUUUAUCUAUACUGGGGAUUCUACUGGGACAUCCCACCAGUCUAGAAGUUCUUACAUCCCCAGAGAAAUUCUCUGGGGCCAUAGGUUUAAUGAUGUCUUGGAAGUGAAGAGAAAGUACUACAAAGUGAACUGCUUGCAGUUUGAAGGAAGUGUGGAAGUCUAUGCCCCCUUUUGCAGUGCCAAACAACUGGACUGGAAAGACCAGCAACUCACCAACUUGGAAAAAACAUCCCCUGUCCGAGGAUCCUGUACCUCUGACAGCAAUGUCAGGAGGCAGUCUUUCAGUGCUGUAGCCAUUGUGAGCAGCUGCGAGAACCCUGAGGAGACCGGCACCUCCCCACCAGCUGAGUGUAAGGAAGUCCCUUACCAAAAAGCUCUCCUGACUUUAAAUAGAAUCUCCAUGGAAUCCCAGAUGUAGCCCUCCUCUUUAGCCCCUUACCCAAAGGCACAACAUUGUUAGCAUGAUUUUGAACAAAAUGUUACACCUGUCCUUUGCAGCAGCAAUAGAAAGCACAGCAGGUUAAACCUGGUAAGUGAUCAUCUGAAAAUUCCACAGCUUCCCAGCAUUAAAAUUUGGCACUGGUAGCAAAUUUUGUAGUGGGAAAACUAUUAAGAAGCUUAAUUGAUGACACUUAAUCUCAUUAUGGCACACCCUUGUAUCCUCUCUUGAAUGUGAAUAUUUAGGAGUGGGAGAAAAGAGGCCGCUGGAGCAGAUAAAGAUAGAGACAGGUGAGCUAAAUAUUUACAUUGAUAAAAUAAUUGUGGAAUGAGAUCUUAUAAUAAUAGCUCAUAACCUAAGCAAAACAAAUAAGACAUAUCUCAGCACAGAAACACGAGACAUGGAAGUAAAGUGAAGUGCGGUUUGAGGUCCCGUAUUUGCCUCUCAUGGUGUCUUGGUGGCAGCAGACAGGCACGGCUUUCAUAAACUGACCGUGCUAUCAAGUCACAGACUCGUUUCAGUGAGAUUGCUGAAAGUGUUCUCAAUGAGUGCUAGAUGCUCUCAUGUGACAGAGGAGGCAGGGGCAUCAUUAUUUGGAGAACUAUUUCUCUCUUAAAUACCUUGGUUCAACCAGACAAAUGGGGAACAGAAGUGAGGGAGUGUCCCUUCCCUGUGUUCCUUGGAGAAGUCUUCUGUGUAAAUACACCCGCUGUUCUCAAACAUUUGGGUGGGAUCCCAGAGAUGGGUGCAGCAGUGAGAGGCAGCUGAGACCUGAGAAUAAAUGCUGCUGAUGGCUGAUCCUGAGAGGCUACAUGUAGGCUAAGAAGAACUAAAAGAGCUAGAACCUUCUCUAAAGGCAGUGAGGUCAUGCGUACGGUGACCUGGGCUACGAGCAUGAUCGACUCUGUGAAGCAGAGCAAGGAAGUUGAUUUGAUUGUGUAUUAGAGGGAUAAACUGAAUAUUAUAGGAAAUGCUGAAAUUUUAGGACAAAAAAUAAAUGCAUAGUCUGUUAUCGUGUUAAAGGAUUAAGUUAAUUCCUGACUCCUUUUAGCAUGAACCCAAGUCUCAGAUACUGUAAGCUUUACAAACUGAAGAAUUAUUACCUAUGGCUUGGCAUGAUUUGUGUAUUUUUUCCACUGUUUCUGAGCCAGGAAUGAGUAUAUGAUACAGCUGCUGUUUUAAUUUAAACACACAUACAUUUUGCUUUUUUUCAGUGAUCUCUCUUUUUCUACACACACACACACACACACACACACCACAGUUACUCAAAUUUGAUCUCAUAAGUAGAAUGAACUGAAUCACACAGUCAAAGAUUACCAAGUGCAGUGAAAGAAAGAGGCAUUGAAGGACUCUCCUUUCUUCUGUAAUUUUCCUUUUUUCUCCCUCUUCCAUUUUUUUUUUCUUUGCUUCUUCCUGUAACCUAGGAUCAAUACAGAAUACCAUGAACUUUGCAAGUGCACAUUUGUAAAUAAAUCUUUCAAAACCCUGUUAUCUUAUAAGAAAUCUGUUCAAGGGGCAAGUUAAAAACUGUCCUGAAACUUAAUAUCUGUGACCAAUGUCAUGUUUAACCUG